AUGCCAACUGUCCCCAUUUUUUUGAAUGUUGUCUGUGUUAGCUCGAUUGACUUUGUGCUCAUUCAUGCUGCUACCAUGCCAACUUCCACGCAUACUUAUUGUGGUUUUAAAAUUAUUCUCAGGGUCAAGCCCUUGGCUGCCCUAGCAUUGAUUGAUGAGGGUGAACUUGACGGGAAAAUAGUAGUAAUUUCAUUGGAUGAUCCCAGGGCUUCCGUAGUGAAUGAUGUUGAUGAUUUCGAGAUGUAUUUCUCGCUGUUCACUGUGGUGUACUUUGUUAUCUAUGGUCUCACAAUUGACAUCUUCGUCGUCUGCACCUAUAAGACCCACUCAGGAACUGGUUCAGUGACUAAGAUUCCUGAUGGCAAGCCCGCUAACAAGUUUGGUCUCGGCAACAAGCCGGCAAAUAAGGAUUAUUCUUUGAAAGUAAUAAAAGAGACCAACGAGUCGUGGGCUAAGCCCAUCAAGAGAUCCAUACCUUCUGGAGAGUUAUCUCUCGGGUAA
Messenger RNA from Punica granatum (pomegranate), 501 nucleotides. NCBI's taxonomy places the organism in Eukaryota, Viridiplantae, Streptophyta, Magnoliopsida, Myrtales, Lythraceae. The record is from RefSeq and is a predicted model, not a curated record.